UAGUCAAACAAAUUUAGUGAAGAAGAAAGAAUUUUAUAAAUGUUCAGUCAUUCCACGGUCAAGGAAGGAGGAAGCAGUUAAUGUACCAUGUCUUUUUGUUUUGUUUUUCCUAGUGGUGUUGGGGAUGGAGUCCAGGGCCUCCUGAACAGGAGGCAAGGCUCCUACAACACAGGGUUACUUCCCCAGGCUUUGCAAUUAUUGAGUACUUUUCCAAAUUAUCUUUUUCCUGUAUCUAUUCCAAAUCCUCUUGUUUUUGUUUGUUUUUUUAACAAACUACAUCACAGUCAUACUAACCAUCCAAAUCUUGUUAAUAAUUCAUGCUUCUGUAAAGAACUCCUCUCUGCCGUCGUCUACUGAACUAGAAACUGGUCCUUUAAGUGACUGGCGAGCUUCCAACUGCCUCCAAAAGUCCAAGUACUUAUCCACGAUUUUAAAUAACCUCUUUCGGAUUCUUAAAAUUGUCCUGACUCCACAGAACAACUGGAGCUCUUUAAAUAAGUCCCACAAAUGUAUUCCUUAUUGGUCAGGGGCCUUACCCGCCAGCUCACAAGGCUGUUAGGCACAGUAAACAUACGCCACACGACCAGAUCAAGUUCUUUUUCCUUACAGUGAUUUCCAGAAAUCACUUUAAUAGGAGUCCCUGACUGCGUGUUCACCUCUGAUUCCUAGGAUUUUUGCGUGUGUGUGUGUUGGAGGGGAAAAGGGAGGUAUUCCUCCCUUUCCAGUAAUUUAACAUAUACUAGGACCAAUCAAUAGGCCGCCGAAUGAAUUACCAUCUCCAGUGUUCCUUCAAUCUCCGCCCUCAGGACCUUUGGUUUGUUUGGGUCGGAUCCCCUCAACCCUUUGGGAUACUAAGUUUGUUUAGGGCCCGAGCACGGGUUCUCUCCUGCGUCCUCGUUGGUGCACCGAGGACGGCUUUAGCAGGUCGACCGCACACCGGAGUCAAGGCCGGGCGAGGACUGACUGACCAGGGCGACUUCUGCCGACGCACGGAGGGAGAAGAAACAGCCCCUGGGCAGAGGCAGACAGCGCCUACAUGCCCGGAGGCCGAGCAGGGAGACUGGGAAACUCUCCCGCAGGGAAAAACAGGCGUGAGGGUGACCAGACCGAGGCUUGGAGGGGGAAGGGAGGCGGGAGAAGAACCGGACCCGGCCCGGAUCCGGGAGGGGCGGGGAGGACAACUCGAGUACGGCGGCUCCGGCGGUCCCCGCCGGCCCGGAGGCAGGGUGGCCGUUAUCGACCUCACCGAAGGGAGCAGUCGGGGAGCGUCCUCCACUCACCUGGAAGCGGCUUCCGCCGGAGGCUCCAGCGGCCCCCUUCCCAAUCUAAGCCACGUCAGCUCGGGAAUCCCAAGCGCUACACAUACCACCGCCGCGCCGCUCCCCGCCAGGGACUCAACCCCUCGCGGUCGGGACGGAAGGUGGGAUUAUGACAUCAACCAAUCAACGGUAUCGGCGGGGCGUUACCACGGAGACCAGGCACGCCUUGUUUGUAACUAG
Perognathus longimembris pacificus (Pacific pocket mouse) is the source of this 1499-nucleotide messenger RNA. RefSeq lists its product as uncharacterized. The transcript is spliced from 2 exons. The coding region runs from base 765 to 1499 and encodes 244 amino acids. The record is from RefSeq and is a predicted model, not a curated record. NCBI's taxonomy places the organism in Eukaryota, Metazoa, Chordata, Mammalia, Rodentia, Heteromyidae.